This is a messenger RNA of Coregonus clupeaformis (lake whitefish), 6995 nucleotides long. Its product is annotated as plexin-A2-like. The transcript has 33 exons. Gene Ontology annotation, biological process: negative regulation of cell adhesion; positive regulation of axonogenesis; regulation of GTPase activity. The record is from RefSeq and is a predicted model, not a curated record. Lineage: Eukaryota; Metazoa; Chordata; Actinopteri; Salmoniformes; Salmonidae. Gene Ontology annotation, molecular function: semaphorin receptor activity; protein binding. Bases 471 to 6191 code for a protein of 1906 amino acids. Gene Ontology annotation, cellular component: semaphorin receptor complex.
CACCGGCAUUGAAACACAGAAUUGAAACGUGAACGAGUGUUUUGAAAUGUGGCAACAAGAGAAAAUUAUUGAUGUUGAAUUAGGGAUGCGAGUUUAGAACACAUGUAGGGCUAAAUGUCCAUUUAUAAAAUGCGAGAUCAGAUAACUGUUUCAGCCUGAUAUAUGAGAAUGAUAAUUGUCGCAUCCUGAAUGUUUUUUUUUAUCGGCAUAUGGACAUAGCGCGCAUCACAGCUGACCGUGCCAUUGUGGGACAUUUUCCAACAACAAAUAAGGACACAAAAUUCAGCAGGUCGUUUAUUAAUUUAACACACCAGACACAUCAUGACUGAGCCUUUUUACAUCUCAAGGACGAUGUGAAAACCAUUGUUGAGGAUAUCAACUACAGUGCAGCCUGACUGAGUACAGCCUUGUUCAUUCCUGCCCUACAGCACUAGAGAGUUAGUCUGGACUUGCCAUCUCUUAGAACCCCAAUGGGGAUGGGGACGUGUUUGGAUAUAGGAUGCACUUACUGCGGCCGUACUAAGGGGCAGUCAUGGCCCCUGACGUGGUGGCUGUUGGUCCUGAUGUCCAUCUCUCUAGCGAUGGGCCAAGGUCAGACUGUCAACACUUUCCAGUCAGAGAGGAGAGAGUGGACCCUGAACCACCUGACAGUGCACAAGACCACUGGUGUUCUCUACGUUGGUGCUGUGAACCGGAUCUACAAGCUGUCUGCUAACCUAACACUUCUGGUCUCCCACGACACAGGUCCUGAGUACGAUAACAACGCCUGCUACCCUCCUCUUAUAGUGCAGCCCUGCUCGGAACCCCUGGCAUCCACUGACAACAUUAACAAACUGCUGCUCAUAGACUACUCCCACAACCGCCUGCUGGCCUGUGGCAGCCUCUACCAGGGUGUCUGCAAGCUGAUGCGACAGGACGAUCUGUUUAUCCUGGUAGAGCCCACUCACAAGAAAGAGCAUUACCUCUCCAGUGUCAACCAGACAGGCACCAUGUAUGGGGUCAUCGUGCCCUCCUCGCAGGGCCAGGAUGGCACCCUGUUCAUCGGCACAGCCGUGGGUGGAAAGCAGGACUAUUUCCCCACCAUCUCCAGCCGUAAGCUGCCCCGUGACCCAGAGUCCUCUGCCAUGCUGGACUAUGAGCUCCACACUGACUUUGUCUCCUCUCUCAUUAAGAUCCCCUCUGACACGCUAGCUCUGGUCCCGCGCUUUGACAUCUACUACAUCUACGGCUUCGCCAGCGGGAACUUUGUCUACUUCCUUACCGUGCAGCCAGAGACCCCAGAGAACGGGAUGCCUGCUGGCAGUUCCCCUGGUGACCUGUUCUACACAACCCGCAUCAUACGCCUCUGCAAAGGGGACACAAAGUUCCACUCUUACGUGUCUUUGCCAGUGGGCUGUGUACACAAGGGAGAGGAGUAUCGCCUCCUACAGGCCGCCCACCUGUCUAAGGCAGGGAAGGUACUGGCCAGGUCCUUCAACAUCAGUGCCCAGGAUGACGUCCUCUUUGCUGUGUUCACCAAGGGCCAGAAGCAGUACCACAUGCCUCUGGACAACUCCGCCCUGUGUAUCUUUACCAUCCGAGACAUCAACGCCCGCAUUAAAGAGCGUCUGCAGUCCUGCUACCAGGGAGAGGGCAACCUGGAAUUACACUGGCUGCUUGGAAAGGAUGUGCAGUGCACCAAGGCGCCUGUGCCUAUCGAUGAUCACUUCUGUGGGCUGGACAUCAACCAGCCCCUGGGGGGCUCCCAGCUGGUAGCUGGCCUGACGGUGUACACUGAAACCAGGGACAGGCUGACCUCUGUCACCUCCUACAUCUAUAAUGGCUACAGCGUGGCCUUUAUCGGCACCAGGAGUGGCAGACUGAAGAAGAUCCGAGUGGAUGGGCCUCCUGAGGGUGGGGUGCAGUAUGAGACCCUGACCGUGAUGUCAGAAGGUAGUCCUAUCCUCCGAGACAUGGCCUUCUCUCUGGACCGCAACUCUCUCUACAUCACAUCUGACAAUCAGGUGACCCAGAUCCCAGUGGAGGCAUGUGAGCAGUAUGGGACCUGUGGAGAGUGUCUGAGCUCUGGGGAUCCUCACUGCGGCUGGUGUGUCCUGCUCAACAUAUGUGCCAGAAGAGACCGGUGUCAGAGAGCAGAGGAGCCCUUCCGGUUCGCAACUGAUAUCGAACUUUGUGUGAAAGUUAUCGCUCACCCAGACAGCAUUGCCGUGUCAGCACACAGUGUGCCUCUCCUGCUGGAAGUCAGCAAUGUGCCUGACCUCUCGACUGGGAUCACCUGUUUAUUUGGAGAGCAGGCCGAGGUGGAGGGCCAUGUCAACGGCAACAGAGUCACGUGCCUGUCCCCGUCUGGCAAAGAGGUCCCACACAUACCUGAAGGACAAGACUGGUUGGGUGUGGCGCUGCGUCUGAACUCUAAGGAGACAGGUCAAAUGCUGGGCAGUACAGAGGUCAAGUUCUAUAACUGCAGCAUGCAUCACACGUGUCUGUCCUGUGUGAACAGUACCUUCCGCUGCCACUGGUGUAAAUAUCGCAACCUGUGUACCCACAACCCCUCCAGUUGCUCCUUUCAGGAGGGCCGGGUCAACGCCUCAGAGGACUGCCCUCAGCUGCUGCACUCUGGGGAGAUCCUGAUCCCAGCAGGGGAGGUGAGACCCAUCACCCUGAGGGCCCGGAACCUUCCACAGCCCCAGUCUGGCCAGCGGGGGUACGAGUGUGUGCUCCACGUCCAGGGAACCAACCACCGUGUCACUGCCCUGCGCUUCAACAGCUCCAGCGUGCAGUGCCAGAACAGCUCGUACAUCUAUGAGGGUGUGAAGAUCAGUGACCUGGCAGUGGACCUCUCCAUCAUUUGGAAUGGCAAUUUCAUAAUCGACAAUCCAGAUAAGAUUAAAGUGCACCUGUAUAAGUGUGGUGCCCAGCGGGACAGCUGUGGCAUGUGUCUGCGGGCUGAAAGGAAGUUCCAGUGUGGCUGGUGCAGUGGAGAAGGCCGUUGCACCAUGAGGCAGCACUGCCCACCCAUCAGCCCCUACGCCAGCCGCUGGCUCGACCUGUCCACCAGGAACGUUAAGUGUACCAACCCACGCAUAACUGAGGUGAGCCCAGUGGCAGGGCCUCCAGAGGGGGGAACACUGGUCACCAUCCAGGGCCUGAACCUGGGCCUGUCCUUCUCUGAGCUGGUGGGCAACGUGGAGGUGGCAGGGGUACAGUGUACCCCACAGGAAGAGGGCUACAUCACUGCAGAACAGAUUGUGUGUAAAAUGGCCUCUACGCCUCAGGGAAGUGCACCUGGUCCAGUCCAUCUGUGUGUUGGUGAAUGUAGACCAGAACUAAAAACUCAGUCCUCCCAGCUCUACUCCUUUGAGACCCCUACCAUGGUGGGACUUACCCCUGGCCGAGGGCCUGAGUCCGGGGGCACUAAAGUCACCAUCGUGGGGGAGAACCUGGGUGCUGGGAGCAGUGUGAACGUUACCUUUGGAAACCAGACUUGUGAGCUGUACAGGCGGAGCAUGUCGGAGAUCGUGUGUUUCUCGGCACCCUCUGUGACGGGCGCCGCCCUUGUGCAGGUCAGCCUCAGUGUGGAUCUGGCCAAGGUGCCAGGAACCCUGGGCUUUGAGUACAUCGAGGAUCCCACAGUCCAGCGCAUCGAGCCAGAGUGGAGCAUCACUAGUGGACACACUACCCUGAUGGUGACCGGGACCAACCUGGAUGUGGUGCAGGAGCCGAGGGUCAGGGUGAAGUACGCCGGCCACGAGUCUGUCAACGUGUGUAAGGUGCUUAACACCACCACAAUAAUCUGCUUCGCUCCGUCCCUGAAGGCAGAGGACACACUGGAGCAGGAGUCAGUGAAACACGUGGAGGAGUUUGGUUUUGUCUUCAACAACGUGCAAGCCCUGCUCACCUACAACAGCACAAGCUUCAUCUACUACCCCAACCCUUACCUGGAGCCCCUCAGCUUGUCUGGGGUGCUGGAGCAGAAACCUGGCUCCCCCAUCAUACUCAAGGGGCGUAACCUGGUGCCCUCGGCAUCUGGAGGGGCCAGGCUGAACUACACCGUGCUGAUCGGGGACACACCCUGCUCCCUCACCGUCUCUGACACACAGCUCCUCUGUGAGCCGCCAAACCUCACAGGCCAGCACAAAGUCCUGGUCCAGGUGGGUGGUCUCCACAUCUCUCCUGGUGCAGUCCACAUCCGCUCAGACAGCCUGCUCACCCUGCCUGCCGUAUUCAGCAUCACGGCUGGAGGUGGCCUGCUGCUCAUCAUCGUCUUCAUCGUCCUAUUGGCCUACAGACGCAAGUCACAAGAGAAUGACCUCACUCUCAAACGCCUGCAGAUGCAGAUGGACAACCUGGAGUCCCGGGUGGCUCUGGAGUGCAAGGAAGCGUUCGCUGAGCUGCAGACUGACAUCAAUGAGCUGACCAGUGACCUGGACAGGGCUGGGAUCCCCCACCUGGACUACCGUACCUAUACCAUGAGGGUCCUCUUCCCUGGCAUCGAUGACCAUCCUGUACUCAGGGAGCUGGAGGUGUCUGGAAGUGGGCAGCAUGGUAUGGAGAAGGCCCUGAAGCAGUUUGCCCAGCUGGUGAAUAACAAGGUGUUCCUGCUGACCUUUAUCCGUACUUUGGAGCUCCAGCGCUCCUUCUCCAUGCGUGACCGCGGCUACGUGGCCUCGCUCAUCAUGACUGCGCUGCAGGGCCGUCUGGAGUACGCCACCGACGUGCUCAAACACCUCCUCUCUGACCUCAUCGAGCGCAACCUGGAGAGCAAGAACCACCCCAAACUACUGCUGCGCAGAACUGAGUCAGUUGCAGAGAAGAUGCUGACAAAUUGGUUUGCCUUCCUACUUCACAAAUUCCUUAAGGAGUGUGCAGGUGAGCCUCUCUUCAUGCUCUACUGUGCCAUAAAGCAGCAAAUGGAGAAGGGGCCUAUAGACUGCAUCACCGGGGAGGCUCGCUACUCCCUCAGUGAAGACAAACUCAUCCGCCAGCAGAUUGAAUACAAGACACUGACUCUGAGCUGUGUGAACCCAGACAACGAGAACAGCCCUGAGAUCCCUGUCAAGGCGCUCAACUGUGACACCAUCACCCAGGUGAAGGAGAAGAUCCUGGAUGCUGUCUGUAGGAACAUGCACUUCUCCCAGAGGCCCCGCGCUGCAGACAUGGACCUAGAAUGGCGCCAGGGGAGGACGGCACGUGUGGUCCUGCAGGAUGAAGACAUCACCACUAAGAUUGAAGGCGACUGGAAGAGACUCAACACCCUCAUGCACUACCAGGUGUCAGACCGCUGUGUGGUGGCCCUGGUGCCCAAGCAGAUGUCCUCUUACAACCUGCCCUCCUCAGCCAGCUUCCCACGCAGCAUUAGCCGAUACGAUGUACCGUUCCGCUCCACCCCCACCAGCCCUGACAGCCCUCACUCCCGUGUGCCAAUGCUCACCCCGGACAUGGAGAGCGGGAUGAAGGUGUGGCACCUGGUCAAGAACCACGACCACGGGGACCAGAAGGAGGGCGAGCGCGGCUCCAAGAUGGUGUCAGAGAUCUACCUGACCAGGCUACUGGCUACUAAGGGUACGCUGCAGAAGUUUGUGGAUGACCUGUUUGAGACUUUGUUCAGCACUGUGUGCUGGGGCAGUGCUCUGCCACUCGCCAUCAAGUACAUGUUUGACUUCCUGGACGAGCAGGCUGACAAGCAUGGCAUCCAUGACAUGGACGUUCGCCACACAUGGAAAAGCAAUUGCCUGCCUCUGCGCUUCUGGGUGAAUGUGAUCAAGAACCCCCAGUUUGUGUUUGACAUCCAUAAGAGCAGCAUCACAGAUGCCUGUCUGUCUGUGGUGGCACAGACCUUCAUGGACUCCUGCUCUACCUCAGAGCAUCGCCUGGGCAAGGACUCACCCUCCACCAAGCUACUCUACGCCAAGGACAUCCCCCACUACAAGAGCUGGGUGGAGAGGUACUACGCGGACAUAAACCGCUUGCCUGCCAUCAGCGACCAGGACAUGAAUGCCUACCUGGCCGAGCAGGCCCGCCUUCACUCCAAUGAGUUCAAUGUGCUGAGUGCCCUCCACGAGAUCUACGCCUACGUCAGCAAGUACAGCCAAGAGAUCAUUGAGGCCCUGGAGCAGGAUGAGCAGGCCCAGAAGCAACGGCUGGCCUACAAGGUGGAGCAGAUCAUCGCAGCCAUGUCUGUGGAGAGCUGAGACAGACAGACGUGUGUACUCAGAGACACACUGACAUGACAAGGCCCAGGACACAGGCCACAAGCUGUCAGCAGUGCAAGCAUUCCCAAAAGCAGCAGAGAAUCCUCAAGCUUCCACGUAGCAUGCUUUUAAAGGUGGACACUCAAGAUUCCUGUUGCAUCAAGUAGACUGUAUCAUUCUUUUAAAUAUGUCUCAUUAAUGUUUUUACAGAAUGAGAUCAAAAUGACAGACUUUUAAAUGGUUUGAUUUUAACAUAUUCAAAUGACAAAUUAUUUUUGCUGCUGCAUUCAUUGAGCGCCAUCUUAAAGAUGGUCAUUAUAAAACUGGGCUCUCCAUAGGAUUGCUUUAAUCCAGGGUUUGUGUUUGUUAUCUUUAUCUGCAUUGAAGACAUUCAUUACGCUCCUGAUGAUUUCUCCAUUAUUCUAUAGUCAUUUUGACCAGUAAAUUGUCCUGGUCAUUUUGGUCAACAUAAAUUUUGGCGCACUCCAUAAAUAAAUCUUCGGUCAUUUCAUGUAAAAGAGUAAAAAACUAAGAGGUUAAAGAAAAGAAGAAAAAACCUUGUAAAGUCCUGUUAUUACAAAUAAUCCCUCCCACUAUUAUAGCUACACUGUUUCAUGUGUGACGUUUUGAUGAUGAACAUUUAUAAAUGUGUUGUGCAAUAACCUGUAAGACAUUUUAACAUUUAACCUUUUUAAAACUAUACAUUAUUGUAUAAAUAUUGUACAUACAAAACACUCCUAUUUUGCAAGCAAAUGAUUCACUUUGUACUGUUGCUAUACAUUAAAAAGUAAACUUGCAGAAAUA